UGUUUAUAUAUUUAAAUUAGACCAAGUUAUCUACAAGUUACCAAGUUAUCUAUAAGAUUUAUUUGUUUGCUGGGAAAUAGAUAUUAGAUUGUUCUAGGAUUAGUUUUCACUUAUAUACAUAUAUGUAUAACUUUUGGUAUUACACUUUCAGAUCUUAACUGAAUAAAUUAAAAUAUCAGCAACCAAUCAAAUUAAAACAAUUUAUGAAACUUCACAUAUAAAUGACAUGUAGGCAAAAAUAAUUUAAGUAAUAUUUUUAGUAGGAUAGAUACUAAUAUAUUAAGGGAUUUAUUGUUACAUAUCCUUCUAUUUAUUUUUAUUUUUUAUCUUUCUAUAUAUUGUUAUUUCUUAUCCUUCUAUAUAUGGGGUCAAAAUCCUUCUAUAUAUUGUUAUUUUUAUCUACUUAUAUUAUGAAUGAAAUCAUGAUGAUAUACAGUUCCUCUAUUUACAAAGAGUGUUAUUUUAUCACAUUUCACACUAUUAGAAAUUGCAAAAAACACUAAUCUCCAAUUUUAAUGUAUAAUUAAUAAAAUAAAAAUGAUGUAAAGUAGAAUUUUGUUGGUUAUUUAAAAGGACAAAAAUAUGUAAAUCCAUAUUUUAAAUGUAAAAUGACAUUUAAAAUAACAAAAAAAAAUCAUAGAGUGACAUUUUUUAUGAACAUAAUGAGUACAUAUUAUAUUAGUAGGCUAAUAGCAAUACGAGGAAAGUAAACUUGCUAAAAAACAAAUUAAGGAAAGUUGUUUCUCCAAAGAUUUCGAAGCAAGCAGUUCAAACUACCAUCACCACCUAGAGUCAACUUCCACUGCUUUCCAAAUAACAACACUUAUCCGUCACUCUAUAAAUACUCUUUCUUCCUGUUUUCACUUCCUCACCACAGCAGAACAAGCCAUAUACACACAUAUACAUAUAAUUCAAGACAAGGAAAACACAUUCAUACGUUUUUGUGUAAACUUGGAAUUCUUAUUUAUCGGAUCCAUAAUAGUCAAAAUGGUCUUGCGAGUGUCGUAUGUUUUGGUGGUUCUAACCAUUCUUUCCAUGGAUCAUAGGAUCUCUCAAGCCACAUCCCGUGUUGCCUUUAAAAAGCUAUCCUAUAUUUCUGAUUUCUUCGAAGAAUGGAUGAUCGAGUUCUCUCGAGUUUACACCAAUUCACUCGAGAAACAGAUGAGGCUGGAAGUGUUCACGAAAAACUUGGAAUACAUUGAGAACUUCAAUCGUAAGGCGAAUCAAACCUACAAACUUGGUAUCGACGAGUUCACGGAUCGAACUAAGGAGGAGUUCAUAGCCACCCACUCCGGUUUCAGUGACAUUGAUGUAACUUCAUCAUCCGAAGUGGUUGAUGAAUCGAUGUCAUCUUGGAAAUGGAACGCCAGUAAUAUCAUUGGAUUCUAUUCCAAGAGCAAAGACUGGAGAAUGGAAGGAGCUGUAACACCUGUCAAAAACCAAAGAUAUUGUGAAGGUUGUUGGGCGUUCUCGGCGAUUGCAGCGGUGGAAGGUCUGACAAAGAUUACCCGAGGAAAGCUCGAAUCACUGUCCGAACAGCAACUUCUAGAUUGUGACAAAGCUAACCAUGGUUGCAAGGGAGGAAGAAUGGACAAGGCUUUCGACUACAUAGCAAAAAAAGGAAUUACUGGAGAUGACGAAUACGUUUUCCAAGGGGACACUGAUGGGGUAUGCCUGUUGGAGGAUGAACCCCUCUUUAAGAUCAGAGGUUACGAUUGCGUUCAACGCAACAACGAGCGUGCUUUGCUCGAGGCAGUAUCGAGACAGCCCGUCUCCGUUGGAAUUGUUGGGGAUAUAGAAAGUAUCAUCCGUUACUCAAGCGGAGUGUACGAUGAGCCUGACUGUGGUAUCACCAUGACACAUGCGGUGACUAUUGUAGGGUACGGGACGAGCCGUGAAGGGACCGAGUAUUGGCUGGUUAAGAACUCUUGGGGUACGAGUUGGGGAGAGAAUGGUUACAUUAGACUCCGUAGAAAUGUGGCGUGGAAAGAAGGCAUGUGUGGUCUGGCUCAGUUUGCUUGUUAUCCGGUUGCUUGACUAGCUUAUUCGAUGAUAUGAUAAACUGAAAUGAUCAAACAUUAUGUAGUUUGGUCUAUUUUAUGAUUUAUUUAAAUGUGAUCUUAAACUAUUCGCAAAUUACGGUUGACCGUAAGCUUUAUAAUGCUCAUAUUAUUGCUCAACAUAAUAAAAGCAACAAUUAGUUGUCACUCAAUCCGAUGUCAGGAAAAAAAAAGUUGUCACUCCAUUUUAGGCUUGGGCAUUCGGAGCGUCGGAUCAGGUUCGGAUCGGAUCCUUUCGGGUCCGGAUCUUUCGGGUCUAAGAGUUUAGAAUCCAAUAGGGUAAUUUCAAAUUCUUGGUUCCGGGUCGGUUCGGAUCGUGCCGGGUCCGGGUCGGGUCCGGGUCUUAGAUAAUUGGAUCCAUUCGGGUAACUAGAAUUUAUCGGUUUGGAUUCGGUUCUGUUUCGGGUCGGAUUCGGUUCGGUUUCGAUCUAAAAAAGACCUAAAAUACAAAUAAAUAUCUGAAAAUAUUUAUAUAUCCAAAAAUAUUCGAAAUUUUAUUCAAAAUUUGUGUUUUUAUUAUAUUAAAAUGUGUAUAUAUAUAAAACUAUGCGAGAUACAACAACAAUUCGUUGUCUCCUAGUGGUUGACCCCCAUGUUCUCUAGACAAAUAACCCGUCUUCGAUGCCUCCUUGAUGCAUUUUAUUUAAUUUACAUUAUUAAUUCGGGUACCCAUCGGGUUUCGGGUUUGAGUCGGAUCGGGUCCAAGAUCCGCGGGUCCUCUGCAACAAGACCCGAAAGGGUAAUUAGAUCGGAUCAGUUCCUACCCGAACCGGGUUUUUAAGGGUCGAUUUCGGGUCGAGUCUUCGGGUCCGGGUAAAAUGCCCAGCCUAAUCCAUCCCUUCGAAAUGUAUUUUGAAAAUUUUCUAUACAUACCCUUUUUUUUGUCAACAUACUUUCAUUAAAGGGCUAAUUGGCGAAAUAGCUAAGUCUGGGAGAGAAAUUAAGUAUAUGAACAUGAUUUUGACAUAAUUAAAUGGGUAACAAUUGUCUCUCACCUCAUCCGGUUCUACCCUCCACGCUUACAAGUCUUCGGUGAAAGAGAGAUAAAUGACGUUUUGCAAAUUAAAUAGAUGACGAUGUGAUAGAGAAAGAGAUGACGUUGCGGGAAGGAGGAAUGGAUGAUAUUCACCAUGCACUGUGCAGAUCUUAAGGACAGAGUACAAGCCACGUCCUCAUGAAAAUAACCGCAUGCUAUUUACUGAGUUCAGUAAAUAUGUGGAUGAGAAUAGACCACCCUCAGAAAAUAUCUAGUAUUCCAUAUAUUUUGACAGUCUGUCCAUCUCGUUGUUAAGUAAGAAAAAGACAUUGACGAAGGUGAAAGCAGAGAACGAGUUAAUGCUCAGCAGAUUCGAACAGGUAAUCAUCAAUAACAACCAACUAAUCCUUGUAUUUAUCUGUAUUUGUAGUUGAUGAUCAUUAUAGUAUUUAAUAUGUAUGAUUGUCUCAAUAUUGAAUGGACCAUUUGAUGUAGAUCUGAGAUAGUAAUUUUUUUCCUCCAACCUACAGAUGACAGGGCAGGAUAAAGUCUUGCUUAUACAUGGGACGUGGGUCCGUGAUAGCGAUCAACGGUGGAUAUUUGAACCUGACAUAACGGCCAAAGUAGAACAUUUCAUUCGAAUUUUCUCCGGGAUGACAAUGACAGAGUUAUUGACUUCGGUGAGAGAACGCUAUCAACUAUCAUCGACAGAUUCUACGCUCAAGCUUUCAUAUCAGUAUCCCGAAUGGGUGAGCUUUGGAGAUGGAGAGCUCGAAAUGCCUCAGUACAUAACCGAGGACACAGAAGUCGGUGUGUUUCUAAACAUGAGGAGAUAUAUUGAAGAAGUUUUUCUAUAUGUCUCUAUCUACCGCCAAUCACAUGGAGGGAAGCAACUUACUAAGGGGCGCGAGACAGAACAGAAGGUGCCUAUGGCCGAGGAUGUUGGAGAUGGAAUCGAUGAAGAAGACUGGCAUACCUUUGCACUAUCUGAAACCCCACUGACCAUUCCACUCACUCAGCCGAAAACAAAGGCGAUUCCACAUGAAGUUCCAGACUAUUCCGUUUCAAAGGCGGUGCGAUCUAAAGAACGACUCCCUACUAUUCCACCUUCUCCAGGUGGAAUAGUAAUCACAGAAAGAGGUGAUCCCACCCGCGCUACCAGUCGUCAGACAGGCCCGAAUGAUAGGGGAAAAAACAAACGUCCUGUGGAAGAGAAAACAGAUUCAGAGUCUGACUCAGAUGAUGACAUGGUCGUUCGUUGUUCCCCCAGUUGUUGGUGAAACCGUAGAAGGGUCUAGGCCGGUCCAGAGACGUCUAUUAUUUGGAAAUGCUGGCAUUCCAGACACUGACGGUGGAGUUAGAGAUUCAAACUCUGGUUCAGAUGAUUCUGAAGAAUUACCAGUAGACGAUGGUCUACACUGGGGUAAAUUCGAUGAAGCACUCCACGAGAUACUAAACAACCCGUAUACGCCAGCUUUUUUUGGAAGGGAUGCUCCACCUGUAUUGAACAAUCGGGAGGGAACAGGUAAAAAAAACUUCUAAGUAAAUACAAAUGUAAAGCGACAUGAUAAGGAAUGAAAUUUAAUAGAAUGGAUUUGUCAUGCUGCUUUCUAUACUAUAUUCAUAUAGUAGAAGCUAAUUCCAUACUAUAUACAACAAUUGACAUGCAGCUGAAUGUUUCAUUGACUUUGUAAGGGUUGACACGGCUCUGGCCGACAUCCAAUACGAGGGAGAUGACUUUUAUGUGGGUCGCGUUUUCAAAUCCAAAGCUGACUGUAAAAUCAAACUUGCAAUACAUGCUAUAAACCGGAAGUUCCAUUUCAAGACCGCUCGUUCAAGCCCUUCCAUACUACUUGCACAAUGCGUUGGUGAUGCAUGCCCAUGGCGCGUGUAUGCGGUCUUGUUAGAUGCAAGUGGAAACUUUCAAGUCAGACAAGCUAACCUAGUUCACUCUUGCACCGUUGACGACCGUAGAAACUACCACAAACUUGCAACGACUGUUGUGAUUGGCCAGAUAUUGCAAUCUCGUUUUGUUGGUAUUAAAAAGGGCCCCACUGCCGCCGUAAUAAGGAAAAUAUUGCUAGAUAAAUUUCAUGUCAACGUUUCAUACUGGAAAGCUUGGAGAGCUAGAGAGAUGGGAAUUUCCAAAUAUUUCCCCUUGCGUUUGUUGUUGUUAAUAGCGAAAACGACGAUGCUUGGGAAUGGUUUUUCCAGAGGCUACAAACUUUUGUUCUGGAUACCCCGGGCUUAGUUUUCAUCUCUGAUCGCCAUGCAAGUAUCGCCACUGCACUGAGGAAGGUAAAUAUCCGGACAAUCUUCAUUGAACAUUAAAGUUAGCACAUUCCAUUUUUUCCAACUAUACUAUAUGUAACGUUCACUGACUAUAUACUAUAUUUGUACUUGUACAGGUCUACAACCAUGCUCAGCAUGUCAUAUGUGUUGUCCAUCUGUGGAGAAAUGUGAUGGCAUAAUACAAGAGUAGCAGACUCGCCAACCUUAUGUCCGCUGCUGCAAGAGCUUUCACCGUGACUGAAUUUAAUAAGAAGUUUAUUGAAAUUCAGAAAAUCAGCCCAAAUUUCGCGGCUUACUUGGUUGAUAUAGGUAACGAUUAUAUCUGAUAUUAUAUAAUAUCCGACGAUACUAUACUAUAUUGCUUUAUUUCUAUUCUAUCUUAUACAAUAAAGUAUUAAAUAUAAAACUGUCCACUACUUAUUAAUGUUGUUAACAGGGUUCGACCAGUGGACUAGGAUUCAUUUCAGGGGGAAUAGGUUCAACAUCAUGGAUUCAAACAUAGCUGAAUCCUGGAAUAGGGUGCUUAAGGAAGCACGUGAAUAUCCCCUCAUUACCAUGUUUGAGUACAUACGUACAACAGUUAUGUCUUGGUUCGCAUUGCGUCGAGCGAAAUCAACCCGGAAGCAAGAAACUAUCACCCCAAAUGUCAGCAAAACUCGUGGAGGAAAACUUUGAUCUCUCCACCGCUAUGGAUGUACGUGAUAUAGCCGAUCUUGAAUACCAAGUGCAGGACCCCACCAGGGAGUGCUUCACAGUUUUAUUGGGUCCCGGUACUUGCACAUGUGGUGAGUAUCAACUAAUAGGGAUACCCUGUAUGCAUGCGCUUGCUUGUUCAACCAGGGUUGGAUUUCCAUCUGAUGCGCUGGUGGCACCGGCUUACCGUGUACCAACAUGGCGCCAAGGCUUCAUCGGAAAAAUAUAUCCGGUCUCAUCUGUUGGUGGAUUAGAACUCGGAUCUGGAACUAGAGCUCCAUUACUUCCACCGGCAGUACGCCGCCCACCUGGGCAUCCUAGGAAAGUCUGCAUCCUAUCACGUGGGGAGUACAAGGUAAUCUACUCUACCAUUUAUGAAAUUUGUAAUCAAUGAAUGGAAUAGUUAGAUCAACUUAUGGAAUAGUCAGGCCGAGUAGGUAAUUGUUCAAAUGGACUAAAUAUAAAGUACAAUAUGUAAAUAUUGUCGUAAUAUCUAUUAAUAUGGAACGUUAUAUAUUCUACAUUUAGGCAAGAAUGAUAUCUGUUUAAAUUUUGUUUGUAAAAAGGAGGAAGCUCGUCAAACAGGAAAUGCAAACGUUGUGGCCGUUCGGGACACAACAGGGCAUCCUGCCGCAACCCAAUAUGAUAAGCUAUAACUAUGGAGAAGGCAGCAGAAGGCAGUUCGAUGAAAUCUUUUGGGAACUGGGUGAUUAUGCAGUAGCCAGUGUCGUCUAAAGACCAGGCAUGUACAGGAAGUGGAAAGGGGCGAAAACAGUGUUUUAACCAAAUAGAAUGGUAUAUGCUUUACAGUGAUAUAUCUAUCUAUUUGGUAUGUACAUAUUAUGUUAUAUAGACCCCUUUAAAUAACAACUCUUGUGGUUGUUGUACGGAACACCCCAGACCUUCUCUUUUGUCUAAUAUUAAUAAUGUCGUUCUCCACUAUUUACUCACACCUUAUAAGCCUUAAGCGUUUAGGUUGUUGUUUCUAUACCAUUUAUGAUUAGUAAGUACUAUACUAUUACUAAUACCUUUAAACCGUUAACAAUAGAAAUCCUAAACACAACAUCUCCACUCUUACGAAAAACUAAAUUCUAAAUUCAAUACAAUAACACCUUUUAAUAAUACAAAACCUAAACAUCAACACCCACACCCUUAUUGAAAACUAAACCCAAACUAUUACCAUUACCCCUUCUAACGUGAUAUUAUAAAUCGUCAUACAUGGAAUAGACACAUAAAUCCAACAUCCAACCCCAACACCCCAAACAACCCUUCAUCAACACUAAACCCAAUACAUUUACACACGUUAACAUUUCCACCUAACAAACCAACCCGUAGGGAAAACUAAACCCAAACCCCCACCCCACCCCAUAAACCCUAUCCCAAUACAAUGCCCCCUUUUAAUAAUACAAAAACCUAAACAAAAACACCACCACCCUUAUUGAAAACUAAACCCAACCCCCCCCCCUCCCCACCCCUUAAUCCUAUCCACAGUACCCGUUUUCAUGAUGUAACGUGAUUUUAGCAACCGUCAUAUAUGGAGUAGAUAGUAUCGGAAGAUAAUUUAAAUUGUAUGGAUUAUAAAUGGAAUGUCUGGUAUUUAUAUAAUAUUUACAAGAUGAAGAUAAACUUGGGUAUGACACAAGAUAGACUGAGUUAUGCUAACCUUCAUUACACAUAUUAUGUUAUGUAGACCCUUUAAAUCACAACUCUUGUGCUUGUUGUACGGAACACCAGUAGACCUUCUCUUUUGCGUAAUAUUAAUAAUGCAGUUCUGUUCUAUGUCCACAUAUCUUACAAGCAUUUCGUGUUUGGAUUGUUUAUUCUAUACUAUUUAUUACCAGUACUAUACUAUAAUUAGUCCUCUAAUUCGUUAACAAUCGAAAUACUAAACAUAACAUCCACACGCUUCAAAAAACGAAACCCCCCCCCCCCCCAAUAACCAUAAAAACCAUCAAUAUCUUAGAAGUAACCCAAAAGAUUCAACGUACUAUACCAUUUGUUCUAAGACUAUAUUAUAUUAAAGUUAAUAUGGUGAAGCUGAAAUUCGCAUACAAACUAAUAACCAUUACAAAAGGAACUCUAUACAGUUAAAAAAAAUUGCAAAACACCCCCUAAAAAGACACAUAAACCCAACAAUCCAACCCCAACAAACCAAAGAACACAUUUUCAACACUAAACCCAAUACCUUUACACUCACUAACAAUAAAAAGAAAACCUAAACACAACAAACCAACCUGUAGGGAAAACUAAACCCAAACCCCCCACCUCACCCCCCCUAAACCCUAAACCCAAUACAAUACCCACUUGUAUGAUACAAAACGUAAACACCAACACCCCCACUCUUUUUGAAAACUAAACCCAAACCCUCCCCGACCCCUUAAUCCUAUAGACAGUACCAUUACUCCUUGCAAUGUGAAUUUAUCAACCGUCAUAUAUGGAAUAGAUAGUAUCGGAAGAUUGGUCAAAUAGUAUAAAAUAUAGAUGGAAUGUGUAGAAUUUACAUAGGAUUUUGUAGAUGAACAUAAACUUGGGUAUGACUCAAGAUGGACUGACUUAGCAUAACUUUUGUUACACAUGUUGUACAAUCAGUACUCUAAACGGUAAACACUAACUGCUGAAAAAUAUACUAUUUUAAUUGCAUGGAAUAAAGUAACCUGAGACUGAGGACAUCAUAAGUUAAACAUAAGAAAUCAUCGUUUGUUAUUCUGAAGAAACAAAGUAUCACAGAGUAAAACAUAAAGAGGUAGGAGAAAGGAAAUUCAGCAACACAAUGUGGAUUACAUCAAACACGAAUGAACAUAAAGUAGUACAGUUCUGAAAAUGACUAAACUGCAGGAUUAGGGGGGACCACCUUAAACAUACCCAGGGUAGAGAUCGCAUAGUUCUCCGCUGCAACAUGAACCUCCUCUUUAGUGAGAGCCAGAUCAAUCAAAGGCUUCCCCACGGCAGCGAUCUCUAACAAAAUCAGUACCACAACCGCGGCGUACCCUAACAACAGGAAAAUGAUUAUUAAAAGUAUUUCAUGAAAUGCUAUACUGGUUCCCCCAUAUAGUAUAGUACGGUAUGCAUAUGGUAUAGUUAGGUGUGAUGGGGAAAAAUUUAAAAGAGAGGCGACCAAUACCUGGAUGUUCAAGUAGAACUGGUAUGUCUAAGCGAGAUAUGGGGAACACAAGGUAAUUCAACUCACGAGGUCGGGAAGUUAGACAGAACCUCGAUAUCAUGUGAGGCAUCAUAAUCGAUAUUGGGUUGACGACAUCUUUCACCACAGAAAUAGGAGGACAUGUCUGGUUCGCGUCCACCACAUAGAUGACCCACAUAGGAAAAUAUACUAUCAUACCAAUCAGUGUCUGUCUUUAACCAGAAUCAGAGUGUAGAGAAAGUCUACUUGCGUAAACCACUGUGGCCGGUGCAUGAACUGACUGCGCAAAGACACCGGAAAAGUGAAAGCGGACUUAUCUUGCAUGGCUUCAAAAGCAGGAUAACUUCGGAUUAGAUCGUUAAAGAAAGUUGGAGAGAUGAAGUCAAAUUUUGAAGAUGGAUUGUUGUCACGCAUCUUUCUUAUCCAACCUACAACACGAUCCACAGUCUACAAAGUAGACAUAAAUAAGAAGGAAAACACAUAGACAAAAUUUAUGCGAAGCAGUAAGGAUUAAAACGUACCUCAUACGAACAAACACCGGUGCAAUUGAACACAUCAUCCAAAGAAGCAAUAGAAAUGAUUGAUCCGAGGGAUGGUGCAUUUGAUCUGAAAGAAAGUGGUAAUACAGUUAGUUGUUUAUUUCAUGACUAUACCAUAUUAUAUCAUCUGGAAUGUAUAGUUUUCAAAUGGAAUAGCAGUCAUGAAAUGCUUUCCACUUACUUUGUCUCCGCCAUUGUCUUCAGGAAGGCUUCUCUUGCAGCUGGGGUUGGCGGAGUAAAUGGGGAGAAGCCACCUAUAAAUGUGUGGUUUUCUUGAGGACGAGGCUUUGGGUUACUUGGCUCAGCCACCACCUUGUUAACCCGUUUAGGAGGUGGAGGAUUAUCAUCAGUUUGACGCGCCACUUUCUUGUUUUCCUCUUUCUUACGGACGGCGGGUGCAGGAGGAGUGUAGCGUUUCGUACUUGUAUGCGUAUGUCUACUAAAACGUCUACCACCAUCGGCUUGACCACCGGCUGCAUCAGUGUUCAAUCGUCCAGCCUAUUAACAUAAACUUAUCACCUCUGCAAACACACUUUACAUACGAGCUGGGAAGAAGCUAAAGCACUAUACCUGAACUUUAGUAAUUGUAACAUCAUCUUCAUCCACAUCCUCACCCUUAUUCCCAACAGCAGCCUCACCGCGAUCGUCAUGCACACCAUCAAGACCCACUUUCUCCGGAUUGACAUCUGAUGAUGUCUGAGGUACAUCAGUUCUAGAACCAGUGGAGGGUCGGACCGGGUUCUGGCAAUGUAAAGCACAUAGAAUGGAAUCCAUUGAAAAACGGAGUAGUUAUAUAGAUUUAUAUAUGCAAAUAUAGUAUAGAUAACUUACUUUAUCAACGCCCGCUUCUGAUAGAAUUUUAUUAACGACGCCAGACACUGGGUCAUCAACGCGGCGUUCCGAUGAUACAUUCACUUGGUCCUAGAUAGAUUAACCACAUUUGUCAAUUUACUGAGCCAAUAUACAUUAUUAUAAUAUUAAGACAAAGCCGACAAUUUUACUUCUUAUCAGGUUUCUACUCAUUCUUACCACAUCAACUCGAGAUGGAGGAUUGACGGCAUCAGAAUUGUCAGGGGAUGCGACGUUUACCGAAGGCGAGGGAUUCUAAAUUAAAAUAGUAUGAAAAUGUCAGUGACAAAUAUCAAUAUGGAAAGGAUCUACUGGCAUCAACUGCAUAGAAUGAUAUAAAACAUAACAUAAUUUAAAGGACAAACCUCCACGUUUAUGGGAUCAUGUCCAAUGUCAGCAUCUCCCCCAUGCUCGCCCCCUGUCUCAGCUCUAAAUUCGGCUCCAUCAGUUCAGUCGGUCUGUUUACCCGGAGAUUGUCCUCCACCCCUUUCUCCUUCAUCCAGAUUCUGUCCCAAACCAACCGAGGCGGUCCCUGUUGCAGCAACAUCCUCUCCAUCUCGCAGUGUUGACUGGAGAAUAAUACAAACAAGUAAUAAGAUAUGGAAUAGUCUGGUGAGAUUAUGGAAUGAUAUACUAUAGAAGAAUAAUUUCACUGUAUUGAGAUUUACCUCGGGAGCACCAGUAUGUGUAGUGGGUCGAUCGGGAUUAACCUCAGUAUAGUUGAAAUCAUCAUUCUCACCUGGGAAUGGUGACGAAUGUCUCCCAGGACUGAACCCAUACGUUGCUCCCAUAUCCGCACCUCUAAGCCCGAACUUCAGUAACUGAUUGAUCUUAUCAAACUCCCCUGUGACCUUAGUUUCCAAAUGGGCAAUCGCGGAUGUAGCUGCUUGUAAGUCGGUUCGAAGGCCUCCCACUUCAGAAUUAAAAUGGCCCUUCAAACUCAGAAUAUAGCCCUCAAACAUUGCAAUUACCUUAUCCUCGUAUACGUCAGCUGCACGCCUAAGUAAUGUUUCGACAUCAACAUGGAAACUCUCACCACCAUGCGGGGCACCCGAGGGGUUAGCUGAUGAUUGCCCUCUCGGAUCUCCAGGGUAACCACCACUCUCUACGCCACCAUGAUGAGCAUUAUCCUUUUCAACCGGUUCUGGAACAUUUUCAUCACUUGACUCCGAAGUUUGUGCAUGACCCUUCUUCAGUUUAACAUCAUCCGCUUUCACACCACCUGACCAAGUGUUAUGCUCAAAUGGGUAAUCAUCGUCAAUCAAAGCAACCAUGGUAUCAACACUCGUAUCUUCCUUAUCUCCCAACCCACGAUAAAGAUCCUCCCCCACUUCAUCUGUGCUAAUCAAAGACCGUACAUAUGCCCGCAACACAAAUACACGAUAGAGAAAGUCAGGAAAUAGUAAGUAAGUAGUGUGGUCAAAUAAAGUCAAGUGUAGGUCCAUGAAAAGGAAAUAGUAUGGUUUCAAUUGACAUAUGGAAUGACAUAUAUAUGAAAUAGACAAAUACAUUGACUAACCUGUCCCAGUUGAUCAACCGUCUUGGCCGAAACAAUGUUGACUACCACCUUUCUAUCAACAACUCUCCUGAUAAUCUCUUCGCUGGACAAGCUGGAAUCUGCUAGAGGAUCCGCACCGCCAGUCUUAAUAAUGAUAGAAGGACAUGCAGUCACAGUAACCAAUACCAUAGCAUGGGUAAAUCCUUGAAUGACCAUUAUAUCCUUCACAUAAUUAACUGCAGAUCUUGCUUUUGUACUUCUAACUGUCAGUAAAAAUGACUCCCUGCCCCAUGGAUACUUCAGGAAAGCGUCAAGAUCACCAAGCAUGCUCACUAUUUCGGGUCUGAUUUUUGUUGUCCCACAAGUUGGACACAGAAUUCCUUCCACCAAUACCAACAACGAAAGCCGCAAACGGGUUAGCCGAUCCUUGUAUUUUUUACCCCUCACAAGCCGCUCCAUGAUCCAUCCAGGUGUGGGCUUCUCCUUCCCACGAUAUAAAUCAUCCCAUAUUGACAUAGAUGAUUUCCCUUUACCGGACGCCUUCCCUCGCCCGAUACCUUUCUCGGGGGGUUCUCCAGUUAACCCAACCCCGUGGCCACAGUUCAGUCCGGUGACCAUAGCAAAGUCUUGUAUGGCAUAGCGUAUAGGCUUCCCAACGAAGAUCCACCAAAGUUCAUACUCUUUUGCAGUUACCAACUGGCGUGAGAGGCAGUAAUGGAGGAACAUUACUGAAAAAGUAUGCGAACCCAUCUGCAAAACUCUCCGGAACUGCGACUCAUUCAACAUUUCCAAGUCUUCUUCCUCUAGUGCACUCUUUAUGAUGUCAAUCCACCGUAGGUUGAAGUAGUUAUUAACCCGUUUCCGCCCUGAUGGUUCCGAACCCGCCUCAAACAUUCUCAGAGGAAGACCUAAUUCGUCCAUUUGGGCACUGCCAAGCAUGAAAACAAUGCAACCCGUAAGAGUGACGGAGACAGUAAAUAGAGUAGCUACUUGCAAUACUAUUCCAUAUACAUAUAGAAUGCGAUUCCAGUGGCUGAGAUGGUCUACUAUGUGCACAAAUAUGAAGUAGACGAUUCUGCAAACCUAACAAAAAUCAAUUACAAUU
This is a messenger RNA of Brassica rapa (field mustard), 13151 nucleotides long. RefSeq names its product ervatamin-B-like. Gene Ontology annotation, biological process: proteolysis. The record is from RefSeq and is a predicted model, not a curated record. NCBI's taxonomy places the organism in Eukaryota, Viridiplantae, Streptophyta, Magnoliopsida, Brassicales, Brassicaceae. Gene Ontology annotation, molecular function: cysteine-type peptidase activity.